UCGAUAGCACGUCGCGGUCACUUGUAGGUUAUGCGCAGCAGUGUCGCUGCAGUGCUCCGAACUUCGAGAAUUCCGAAUUUCCGUUGCAACACAUUGUCGAUUUGCACAAUAACUGCUUCCCGCCAUCAUCAUCAUGUACGCUUUGCAGACCGUCGGAAGUACGACCAGCUCGGUCAAAGAUGACUCAGAAGUCUUGGAACUGGACGAUGGUGGAAACUCAAUUGUUGAACAAAUCAUCACCAACAGUUAUGCUGUUAAACGUUCUGAGAACCCUACGGCAAAUGGCAUUCAAUCUUCUAGUUCUCAUCCCGCUAUGCACAGUUUUGAGCGAAAAAACGUCGAUGAUAGUGACUCAAUCGGUCUAUGUUUUUGGGCCUUAUUUCAAGCUGUCGGGCUUACUUGCGUGACUGCGAUUAUUUGUCGAACCAUUAUAUAUAGAAACGGAUACUUUGAGACAAAUCCGGAAAACAACACAACGUCUAUUACCAAAAGUCAAUUUUCCAAUUGGCAUUACACGUUAACCACUGUUGGAUUCAUAUAUCUUUAUGCUAAUUCCAUUUUCAUGAUAAGGAAAAGUAAAAAGUCGAACGUCACGUUGCCGUAUAUUAUGUUGCACACGUUUGCGUACAUCGUAUCCGCGUUAGGGUUGUACGCAAUGUACGUUCACAAGGAAACGGGCAAACCCAGACACAGAAAGUUCUACGAGGGCCAUGUGUUUUCAAUACACUCCUGGACCGGUGUAUUUGCCGCGGCGCUGUUCACAGUUCAAUGGCUGAGCGCAGUAUUGGCCUUCAUGAUGCCGUGCCUGCACAAUUUAGGCUUACCUUUUGGCAAGAUUUUCAGCUUGUACACCGUUCUAGUUUCGACCAUCUGCCUCAUUGCUGGAACCAACCACCAUGCACUGUAUUCAUUGAAAGAACAGUACCAACAAUAUUCACCUGAGUCAUUGGUUUUGAACGGCUUUGGAAUGAUGGUAAUAGUUUUCUUAUUUUUAAUUAUCUACACAAUCAUUAAAACGAAUAAACAUUAGACCUUAUAAUUUA
Molecule: messenger RNA, 1043 nt
Organism: Sipha flava (yellow sugarcane aphid)
Lineage: Eukaryota; Metazoa; Arthropoda; Insecta; Hemiptera; Aphididae
Product: cytochrome b ascorbate-dependent protein 3-like
Exons: 6
Coding region: 134-1030 (298 amino acids)
Cellular component (GO): lysosomal membrane
Molecular function (GO): oxidoreductase activity
Source: RefSeq, a predicted model, not a curated record